Molecule: messenger RNA, 3235 nt
Organism: Maniola jurtina (meadow brown)
Lineage: Eukaryota; Metazoa; Arthropoda; Insecta; Lepidoptera; Nymphalidae
Gene: Pep
Product: zinc finger protein on ecdysone puffs
Exons: 11
Coding region: 150-2069 (639 amino acids)
Cellular component (GO): nucleus
Source: RefSeq, a predicted model, not a curated record
UCGGCCAUUUUUCUGCCUUUACUUUGCCGUUUUCUCGCCGUUUUGCAAAUUAUUCUCUCAAAUAUAAGUUAAAUAGAAACCUAAGCGUGAAUUUGAAGAAAUUCUUGCAAAAGCUACGAGUUUUGUUCGUCACCUGUCUAUCGGUAACAAUGGCGAACCGAAGACCUCAAAUAGGCGGCCGCCGCAUGGACUUCCAACGUAACGACCGCGGGAACAAUUUCCGUGGAGGCGUCUCACCCUGGCAGGGCGGAGGCCCAGGGGGUGAUCUGCCCAACUUACUGCCCCUCGGCGGCCCCAGUGAAGCUACCCUGGCCCUUGCCAGCAAUCUCAUCAACCUUCUCCAACCCCGUCAGAAUCCAGUCCCUUCACUCCUUGAUAUGCCCAUCCGUCGUGACUUUGGUCCUGCUAUGAAUCGGUAUGAUCGAGGUUAUGGGCCUAAUAGGAUGGGCAAUCAGGGUAAUUUCCGGCGUACGGGAAAUUAUAAUCGCGCUGGUGAGCGUAUCAACAGUCGUAAGCCGUUCAGACCCAAUGAUGGGCAAAGGCAACAAAACAGGGGCACCCCGAAAAAGGAUGCCGAUUCCAAGGCUAAGCCUAGCAAGGAGAGCGACGAGACAGGCGACAAGACAGACAAGAAUGAAGACAAGAAGGAAUCUCCUAAGACUCGCUACGAUGACAUCAAUCAGUCUCUAUUGAGAUGCCACAUUUGCAACAAGAGCAUGUGGGAUGGGAGGUCCUUCGAGAACCACCUGAACGGCAGAGCUCAUGCUAUCAUGAUGCAGAAGACUGCGGAGAGCUAUGCGCUCACCGCUGAUACUAUGAGACAGGAGUUCAAGAUCCGUGAAAUGAAACGUACACGCAAGACAGGACAACAACCAUUGCGCGAUUUCUAUUGCGCUAUGUGUGACAUGUAUGCCGCUGACGGCGCAAUCCAUCGCACCACGGUCGGACAUCGCAAGCUCAAGAAGUAUCUCCAUCCCGCUUGCACCUCCUGCCAUAAGGAGAUGCCGACAAGGAUAGAGCUAGACGAGCAUAGACUGUCGGCCGAGCAUCUUAGGCAGCUGCAGGACAAGCAAGACACUAACAUCUCCAAGCCCAAACCUGAAGUGAUGGUGUUUUCAACUCUGAGUAUGGAGCAGAUGUAUCUGCGUGAUGACAGGCAGCGCUCGCGGCGCAACGACCGCCGCGACAAGGACGCCGGGGGUGACAAGGAGGCGGACAAGGACGGCGACACCGAGGGAGACAAGGACAAGACUACUGAGGAGGAGCAGAACGAAACCGGAGGGGUCAAGAAGGAGCCGUCAGAUGAAGAAGAAGUGAAAAAGGAAGAUGGAGAAGCGAAGGAGGCAGAAGAGAAGAAACCUCAGCCCAUUGAUAAGGAGGAUACCGUGCUGGAUUACAAGGAAGGCGAUGAUGUCGCACACGUCACGCAAGAUAUGCUGCCUGCUUAUAGUACGGAGCGCGGCGUGGGGCGCUCGUUCCUCAAGCCGCUGAACUGCAUCCAGUGCCAGCUGUGCCACAAGCUGCUGGACAGCGAGGAGACCGCCGAGGUGCACCUGCGCACCUGGCGACACCACCAGCUCUUCAUUUAUCUGCUCAACGAGAAGAGCGGACACCUGGCAGAGAGCCAGCAGUCGGAUUCGGGCAAGAGAAGCCACAGCAACUAUAACGACGACUCCGGCACGUGGAAGCGUCGCAAGACCGCGCCCAAGGACGACGAAGACGAUGAGCAAGACGAGCCUGAGCCCGAACCCGAGCCUGUCAAGAGCAACGGCCACGAGGACAACCAAGAUGAGAACAAGGAGGCUGAACUGCUGGAGGAAGCUGCAGAACAUGCAGGAGAUGAUCAGCUUGCUGCUGAUGACCUGGAGGACUGGGAGACAUCUGUUGAGGAGAUACUGGAAAAUGUUAAGAAAGAUGAUAAUGAAGAACAAGAAGUAGAACCGGAACCGGAAGUAGAACCGGAACCAGAAGUGAAACCAGAGCCAAUUGAAGUGGAAGAAGUGAAGAAGGCUCCGCAACCCAAGGGCUCGCCUCGUGGCCGGGGCCGCGGCCGUGGACGACGCAACUAAGAAUGGCUUCCUCUGCGCCGUAUCUCCUCGCCGAGGGUCGCGACCCUUGUCCAUUUGUACUAUGCUGGUUUUCUUCUCCUGCUGUUUACGGUGUGGCGACUUAGCGCGUAGUUGGGGCAAAUCGGCGGACGGGACGGCAGAUAUAUUUAUCAAUUCAUAUUUUUCACUUAUGCAAUCGAAAUAAGGUUUAUUGAAGGCCGCAAAGAAAAAUCCAAUGAGGUUGAUACGUCGGUCGGUACAUACUGUCAGCCCACCAGUGAUAUGCACUGGUUAGGCAAUAGUUAGCUAAGUAGUAGGUACCCAUUAGGUACAGGUAAUAGUUAGCUAGGUACCCAUUGUCAGGAUCCAUUCAUGCAGAUUUCCUACAUAACAUAAGCUAUGUUAAAACAACGCUUUUAUAUUUCGCAUGUUUAGAAUUAUAGAAACCUAAAAGAGAGAGAAAGAAAAAUUAUUUCUUCUGGUAAUUUUAUUACAAGUCAAUGGAAAUGGUCACCGAAUCUAAAUUUUUUAUGGGCCAAUGUAGCAAAGUUCAUGUAUCGAUUAAAAAAAUCAAAUCGGUUCAGAAAUCUCUGAGGUAUUGGUAUGUAUAGGUAGAAAAAUACAACUUCUUUUUUGAAAGUCGGUUAAAAAAGUAACCUAUGUUACUCCUUGGCUAAUCCUCUCCUUGUCUGUGAAAGUUCCGUCAAAAUAGCUUCAACCGUUCCAAAGAUUAGCCCGUUCAAACAGACACAAAAGUUUUAAAAACGUAUGAUUCAGCUAUGGUAUCGGUUAAAUAACCAAAAUGAGGUAGUUAUAUCGAAAUUACAGACAGACACUUCAAUUUUAUUUAUUAGUAUGGAAACCAGCUGGCCCGAUAUUAUUGAACUGUCAGCGUCGAUAAAAUAAGCUGCGUGAAAAUAAAAUCAGCCUAUUAAUAUAAUGGCAAGGUUUCUUUUUAAUCUCCAUCUCUUUAAAUAGUUUACAAUUAGAAUAUUUAAUCUAAUUAGGUGUUAAAAUAAUAUGUGUAGUGUAAUAAAAUAAAUGUAGCUGUAGUAUCAAACGUGCAUAAUAUAAGCAUAUGCAAUGAACUGUCUAUAAUUCUUGGAAUAUGUCAUAGUACAUAUUUUACGGUUUAGUAAUUAAAUCGUUUUAUGAUACGUAGGUAUCUAUUUUAUAUAGGAUUAACA